Messenger RNA from Poecile atricapillus (Black-capped chickadee), 1786 nucleotides. Its product is annotated as wee1-like protein kinase 2. Gene Ontology annotation, cellular component: nucleus. Bases 1 to 1683 code for a protein of 560 amino acids. Gene Ontology annotation, molecular function: non-membrane spanning protein tyrosine kinase activity; ATP binding; magnesium ion binding. NCBI's taxonomy places the organism in Eukaryota, Metazoa, Chordata, Aves, Passeriformes, Paridae. The record is from RefSeq and is a predicted model, not a curated record. The transcript is spliced from 11 exons. Gene Ontology annotation, biological process: protein phosphorylation; regulation of meiosis I; mitotic cell cycle.
AUGGAUGAUUGGGACAACAGCAAUGAGUUCAUUCAGCGACUGGACUUUUCCAGUUGUGGUGAAGAGAGUGAAGACAGAAGUGUAAACGAGGAGGACUCCCUGAGCUUGAGCCCCCCCAGAAGCUCAGAGUUCCAGAAAUGGCAAGAGAGCAGUCCUCUGCCAGCAACCCCUCAGAGAAAGCUUAGUGAGAUUUUCCUGAGCAGGACAAAAGCCUGGAUGAGUCCCACCCUGAAGUCUUCACCACCUGUGAACAAGAGCUGGAGUAAACCUGAGACACCACUGCACAUCACCUGGAAAAAGCUGCAGCUCUGUGACACCCCACACACUCCUAAGAGCCUGUUAUCAAAGACAGCUUUUCCUUCAUCUGCAACAAAGGUCCCACCCAAAGGCUUCCGACAUCCGAGGCUUACUCCUCGUGCUGACUCUGAUGACUCUUCCCAAGCUUCUCUUGUCAACAUUAAUCCCUUUACACCGGAGUCCUAUCGACAAAUGCUCUUUCAUCCUAAUAGCAAACGGAAGGCCAGAGGAGAGCUGAAUGAUCCUCAUCCAGGAAGCCAGAUUAAACAGGAGCUACCUACGAAGAGAUAUACUCUGAAAGCAAGCAAUAUGGUUUCCCGCUACAAGAAGGAGUUCCUGGAACUGGAAAAAAUUGGUGUGGGGGAAUUUGGCUCUGUCUACAAGUGUAUCAAACGCCUUGAUGGAUGUGUUUAUGCCAUCAAACGCUCCAAAAGGCCUCUGGCAGGAUCCUCGGAUGAGCAGCUGGCACUGCGUGAGGUUUAUGCUCACGCUGUCCUGGGGCACCACCCCCACGUGGUGCGCUACUACUCGGCCUGGGCAGAGGACGAUCACAUGAUUAUCCAGAAUGAACACUGCAAUGGUGGGAGUCUCCAAGAUGUGCUGCUGGAAAAUGCAAAGCUUGGGCAGUAUUUCCCAGAAGGAGAGCUGAAGGAAAUAUUGCUGCAAGUCUCCAUGGGGCUAAAAUACAUCCACAGCUCUGGCCUUGUGCACCUGGAUAUCAAACCUAGUAAUAUCUUCAUCUGUCACAAGCUGGCAGUUUCAGGCCCUGCUGGGCAGGAGGAGAGUGACAGUGAAGAUGAAUUCUCUCCUGGUGUGGUGUAUAAGAUUGGUGACCUUGGACAUGUGACAUCAAUAGCAAACCCUCAGGUGGAGGAAGGAGACAGACGGUUUUUGGCCAAUGAGAUUUUGCAAGAGCAAUACUGCUACCUGCCCAAGGCAGACAUCUUUGCCCUGGCACUCACAGUGGCUCUGGCAGCCGGGGCAGCACCGCUGCCUCACAACGGGGUCCUGUGGCACCACAUCCGCAAAGGCAACAUCCCACCCAUCCCCCAGAAGCUUUCCCACCACUUUUUUGAGCUCCUUAAGCUCAUGAUCCACCCUGAUCCAGUGCAAAGACCUUCUGCCACAACUCUCACUAAACACCCUGUUCUCCGCCCUUCGUGUGGAAAAGCUGUGCAGCUCCAGGAGCAGCUAAAUGUGGAGAAAUGCAAAACUGCCAUGCUGGAAAGGGAACUUAAAGCAGCUCGCCUUGCCCAGACCCUCAUGAAGGACCAAGCCUUAGGAAGUGCCAAGUUACAAGAGUCUGAAACCUCUUCUAAGCAGAAGAGCAAGCGUCUGGUGGGAGGGAAGAGCUGUCGCUCAUUUAGCUUUACUCUGGGUUACUGAAUUUCUGUGUUGUCCAAAGACUGCUGAAUGGCCCUAUGAAAGCAGGGGGUCUGCACAGACCAAUGCCCCAUCUUGUCUCCCUGUCAUUUUCUUUUUACCUUUG